UUCUUUGACCUGAAACAGCAAUAUGGCACCGGAAAAGGUGUCCUAGAUAUCGUCAAAAACCACCAAAUAUUUUACCGAACAAAAUUACUGAUCGGAAUUUUCACUUGCUUAUAGUUUUCUACAGUAUCUACGGGAUCAGCGGGGGGACAUUUCAGCCCACUUGAUGAUCUACAACUUGAAAGAAUGAAAUAAUGAAUCUGGAUUCCCUGUCGCUGGCCUUUUCUCAGAUUACCAAUCUUGUGGCCAAUCUCAACAAAAAGAAUUACAAGCAAAGUGUCGGGGAAAUCUCUCGCCUCGUUUCUCACAACGGGCCAGAGGCAGACAGGCACCUGCUGCGCUGCCUCUUCUCCUACAUUGACUUUUGUGAUGGUAAGAGCAGCGGCAAAGACUUUUAUGAGACGCAGCUGCUGAUACAGGAGUGCUCUUUACUUAUCACCAAACCUAAUUUUGUUUCAACUUUGUGCUUUGCUAUCGACAACCCUCUGCACCAGCAGAAGAGUCUAAAGCCAAGCCAGCAGUUCUUCACCCAACUGAGCAAAAUCUUAAAGCUCACUUCAGUUCAAGAAGUUGUCUUUGGGCUUGCUCUGACACACUCAGUUAAAUCUGAAACCAGGUCACUAGCUCUCCAGUUUGUAAAGCAGAAGUUGCCUGAUCUUGUCCGUGCCUACAUAGAUGCUGACAUACGUAACCAGCAAGAGAGUGGAUUAGCAGACUUUUCUGUGGAGAUACUCCAACUGCUCUUGAGCCAUCUACUUUACAGAUCGCCUGAUCAGCUAGGACUUGGAACUGUACAGCUAGAGGCCUUCACCAAGACUCUCAAGAAAGAAUUUCCGCCCGAGCGAGUACCAGUGGUACUUGCUCCUCUGUUAUAUGGUGACAAACAAGAUAUUCAUAUGGACAGAGUGAUUUCUGACAGCAUUGCAAUACCUAAAGGAGUGAUGGAUGGCUCUCUGGCAGAGCUUAUGCAGGAGAUGGGGUACAGCUGUUGUGCCACGGUGGAGGAAUGCCACAAGACCCUUGUCCAGUUCGGCAUCAAUGGAUUGACGGCUGGCAAUGUAGCCAAGGUCAUCGGUAUGAUGGCCAGGACCCAUACAGGCCUUAUGGAUAACCUUCCUCUGCAGUCGGUGUCUGGGGCUAGUGUCUGGAGCGAUGGCAAGGACAAACAAGACCAGUCUGGCCAGCUCUCCACCUGGGACGUUGACACCUUCAUCAAGGUGGUAAGAGAGCUUGCCCCACACAUCAACUUCAAGGAGGUUGUGUUUGAACUGGAUCAUCCAGGAUUCUACAUCGGGGACAGCCAAUCACUGAGGCUCGUGAAGACGGCAUUGAUCAGAGGUCUUCAGCAGGAGGUCUUCCCUGUUGAAGCCCUCUACACUAGAGUAUGGAAGAAUUUUGAAGGACAGUUAUCAUGGAUCCAACAAGCCCUAUCACAGCCUGAUAUCUUCUGCUUUGCUGACUAUCCUUGUCAUCCAGUUGUCAUUGACAUUCUCAAGGCACCACCGGAAGAAGAGAACAGAAAAAUUGCUACAUGGAAAUCCCUUGAGCUGGUUGAAGUGUUGCUGAAGCUCUCAGAGACUGGGAAGUAUGAACAAGUCAAGAACCUUUUUAGCUUUCCCAUCAAACAUUGUCCCGAUAUGCUGCUUCUUGCUUUACUACAAGUACAGCCGACAAUGACUCCAUUACGGUUAGAGCUGAUAGCAGUUCUCAUGCCAAUAUUCCUUGGGAAUCAUCCAAACUCUGGCAUCGUACUACACUAUGCGUGGCAUGGACAGGGGCAGUCACCCACCAUUCGUCAGAUUGUGAUGCACUCCAUGGCUGAUUGGUACAUGCGGGGCGACAGCGACCAGACUCGGCUGUCAAGAAUCCUUGAUGUGGCCCAGGAUCUCAAAGCCCUCUCUCUCCUCCUCAACGCAACACCGUUCCUCUUUGUGAUUGACCUAGCCUGCCUGGCAUCGCGCAGGGAGUACCUCAAGCUCGACAAGUGGAUGACAGACAAGAUCAGAGAACAUGGAGAGUCCUUUGUUCAGACAUGCGUGAAGUUUCUGAAGAGACGUGCCCCUCAGGUAAUGGGAGGGAUGCCCCCAGAGCCCAGGGAGUUGCCAGGAGGGGGUAAGACAGGCGUGUUACCACCUGAAACCAUUGGGACAAUGUUAGCCUGUCUACAAGCAUGUGUCAGUUCUGUGUCACCUGAGCUUGCUGAAACCAUCAUGAACAUGGUGGCUAACUGUGGUAACCUGCUCAAGUCUCGUCCCCCACCAGGAGUAAUGAACAACCAGGGGAUUCCCCCAAUCUCCCCGGGACCAGGCACGCCAAUUGACUCGCUACCAGGCAUGCCUCCUCUAGGCUCUACAAUGGGAACAUCCAUGGGCUCCACCAUGGCCUCAAACAUGGGCUCCACGAUGGCCUCAAAUAUGGGCUCCACGAUGGGGUCCACCUUGGGCUCCACGAUGGGCUCGACAAUGGGAUCGUCUGCACCGUCCAUGACCACGCCCAACCUACACCCCUUCAGCUCAAACCCUCUGGGGUCCAGCUUCGGCCAGCCUCCUCAGUCGCCACAGAAAACAUUUCCAAUGCUGUCAGGACCUGGUCCCAACCUAGGUGGACUCAUCAAUCCGUCCCAGUCUACCAGUCAUCAAUCUUCAUUGCACACUAACAGUCAAUCAACAAUGAGCCAACCCCCUAAAAGUGGUGCCGGUGCUAUAAGACCAGGUGAUAUAUCAAAUAUAUGGCCCGAGUUGAACCAGUCUUUUUCACCGGAGAUUGACGAGGAAGCAAACAGCUACUUUCAACAGAUAUACAACCAGCCUCCAAACCCUAUCAUGUCAGUGGAUGAUGUUCUUCAAAUGCUUAAACAAUUCAAAGAUUCACAAGUCACCAGGGAAAGGGAGGUGUUCAUGUGUAUGUUGAGGAAUUUAUUUGAGGAAUACAAGUUCUUUCCCCAGUAUCCAGAGAGAGAACUCUUGAUUACUGCAUGUCUGUUUGGAGGCGUCAUUGAACAAGGUUUAGUCACGUUUAUGGCUCUAGGAAUGGCUCUGCGCUAUGUGCUGGAAGCCCUAAGGAAGUCUCACAACAGCAAGAUGUACAUGUUUGGUAUAGCAGCACUAGAUAAGUUCAAGCUACGUCUCAAAGACUUUGCCCAGUACUGUACCCAUGUUGCUUCCAUCCCUCACUUCAAACAGUUCCCAGAGCAUCUUAUUGAGUAUGUGACGUACGGUCAACAAUCCAUGGAACCACCGGUAGCAAGCAGACCACAACCCACACCCACAACUACUACAGCAACAGUUACAACAACAGCUUCAUCUAUACUGUCAACAACAAAGCCUACAACAGCAACUACCACCGUGUCAGCCAUCAAACCCAUUGCCAAAGCAGCUCCCAAGCCUUCCAUUGCUAAUACCACCAACAUUGAUACACUCCUGGUGGCUACACCUAAGGAAGAGAUCAAAGAACCUUCAGAACAAGUCCAGGACAAGAUUGCUUUCAUCUUCAACAACCUCUCUCAGGUCAACCUAGUGCAGAAGUGUGAAGAAAUGAAGGAGCUUUGUUUGGAGGAACAUCUGGAGUGGAUAUCUCGUUACCUGGUCCUGAAGAGGGCUAGCAUCGAGACAAACUUCCACACACUCUACUCUAACUUUGUAGAUCAGAUCAAACUCGCUAAGCUCGCAGACCUGGUGCUAAAGGAAACCUACAGGAAUAUCGGGGUGCUGCUAGCAUCCAGUAAAAGUGAUUCAAACUUCUCAGAUAGGACCCUAUUGAAGAAUCUUGGACACUGGCUUGGAAAACUCACUUUAGCAAAGAACAAACCUAUCUUACAAGUGGAUCUGGAUAUGAAAGCCCUAAUCCUAGAGGCCUACCACAAGGGCCAGGCUGAACUCUUGUACGUGGUACCCUUUGUGGCCAAAGUGAUCGAGUCUUGCACAAAGAGUCGCAUCUUCAAGCCUCCUAACCCCUGGACCAUGGCCAUCAUGAAUGUCCUGGCAGAGCUUCACCAGGAACCCAACCUCAAGCUCAACCUCAAGUUUGAAGUAGAAGUCCUCUGCAAAGCCUUCAGUAUCACCAUGGAUGACUUGAAGCCUGGUAUGUACCUGAAGGAUCUGGAGAUGGUCGGUCUUAUCCCUCACAAAUUGACGACUUCCAAGAAGUUCAUGGAGGGUGGGGCGUUUGGUAUCUCUGUCGGUAUGGGUCAGGACAACCCCCCUUCAUCAGUAGGUGGCUUGGCUGUGCCCCUUCCUACCGUACCUAAUAGUUCACUUGUUGGUGAUCAAGGGAUUGCGUCAGCUGUUCCUACACCGCCUACUCCAUCAUUGCCUGCCACACCUGCACCUGUUCCUCAGUUUAGCUUCCAAGAUCUUAACACGUCAGCCUUGACAGGAAUCGCUCCUCUUACAUCCGUCAAUGCGCAGUUGGCGAUCUUCCAGGCCCACCCUCAGUUGCGUAACUGUGUACGCCCAGCCGUUGAGAGGGCAGUCCAGGAGCUAGUACAUCCUGUGGUUGAUAGAUCCAUUAAGAUAGCUCUCAGCACCUGUGAACAAAUCGUCAAGAAGGACUUUGCCCUAGAUCCUGAGGAGAAUCGUAUGCGUCUUGCUGCUCACCACAUGGUGCGGAACUUGACGGCUGGUAUGGCCAUGAUCACCUGCCAUGAACCACUCAUCUUCAGUAUCAUCAACAACUUCAAACUAUCCUGUAUAGCAGCUCUCAAGGGUGGUACUCCACAGCAGAAGGAGCUGAUAGAACAGGCAGCAUCCGUGGUUGCCAAUGACAACGUAGAACUGGCCUGUUGCUUCAUUCAGAAGUGUGCUGUAGAGAAGGCCAUCCCUGAGAUGGACCGAAGACUUGCCACAGAGAUUGAGCUGAGGAAGCAUGCAAGGAAUGAGAAUCGUCGCUACUGUGAUCCAGUGGUUCUUACCUAUCAGGCUGAAAGGAUGCCAGAACAGAUUAGACUAAAAGUUGGAGGAGUCCCUCAAGGUCAGAUAGCUGUCUAUGAAGAGUUUGCUCGUAGCAUUCCAGGAUUCCUUCCUACACCAGAAGCAAACCAACCACCGGGUUUUUUAGCCAAGCUCACCCAGUCCUACGCAGUUGACGAGAUCACACAGAUCUAUGAUAAAUGCAUCACGGAGAUUGAUCAACAUCUUCAGUUUAUCAACCAAGUGAUGCCUCAAUCCCAGCAUGUACAGAUCUUACAUGCCCUGUUAGAAUCAGUCAUGGUAGCCAGGAACUCACGGGAGAUUGUCACAGCUCUUGCCUGCCUCCAAAAGGCUGUUGAAGGUCUUCUAGAAGGCUACACAGUAAGUUCUCUGGACCCCAAUGCAGCCUUGCGCUACCGAGAUGCACAUAUUCUAGUUCUCAAGUCUCUACAAGAUCAGAGGGCCUAUGGUCCACAGUGGACAAACAAACAGGUCACUAGAGUUGUCUGCGAGACGAAUAGCGAGAGGAAGUACAACCUUGAUGCCAUUGAACAGCUGCUGAGGACGCACCUUGUCAACCUACAAACUAUUGAUAUGCAUAUUGCCACCUCGAUGGAGAAUGGCCUUAACUACGGUGCUGUUGGUUUUGCCAUGAGCGUAGUCAAGCGAUUCCUCAUCGAUGAGAAACAAAGCAACGUGCUGAAUGAAGCCGAUCUCUACAACACACUACAUGUUCUGGCUAGGAUUGCUACACAGAGUCCUAAUCCACCAGAGGGCUUGCCUCAGUUGAUUGAGCUUGUAAGACAGAACCACGACCCUGCCUUUCUUGACAAAGCACCCGGUGGCCCAACCUCCAUGAUGCACUCCGGUAUCUCCCAGGCUCGCGAGUUUGAUGAUCCACCGGGCCUCAGGGAGAAGACAGAGUACCUCCUGAGGGAGUGGGUCAACAUGUACUACUCACCGGCCGGUGGUAAGGACAGCACCAAAGCUUUCUCGGCAUUUGUCAAUCAGAUGCACCAACAGGGUAUCCUGAAGACGGACGACCUGAUCACACGAUUCUUCCGGCUCUCCAUUGAGCUGUGCGUGGAUGUUUGCUACCGGGCCUUGGCGGAACAGGUCCACAGCCAGGCCCUGACCAGAGCCAAGUGCUUCCAGACCCUGGAUGCCUUUGUCCGUCUCAUUGCUCUUCUCGUCAAGCACUCCGGAGACGCCACGAACCCAGUCACCAAGAUCAAUCUUCUCAAUAAGGUGUUGGGUAUCGUAGCAGGUGUGUUGCUUCAGGAUCACGAAGUUCGUCAGACGGAGUUUCAUCAGUUAGCCUACCAUCGUAUCUUUAGUAUGCUUCUCCUGGAACUCAAUGCUCCCGAGCAGAUCCUAGAGGCCAUCAACUUCCAAGUCAUGUCAGCUUUCUGCAAUGCUCUUCAUGUACUGAGACCAUCUAAAGCACCAGGUUUUGUAUAUGCUUGGUUAGAACUGAUCUCACAUCGUAUCUUUAUUGCUAGGAUGUUGGGCAUGCUUCCACAACAGAAGGGAUGGCCGAUGUAUGCUGGCCUACUAACAGGUCUCUUCAAGUUCAUGACACCAUUCAUGCGCAAUGCAGAACUUCCAAAGCACCUAGCUCUACUUUACAAGGGAACUCUGAGAGUGCUGCUAGUGCUUCUACACGAUUUCCCAGAGUUCCUUUGCGAUUACCAUUACGGCUUCUGUGACGUCAUCCCACCAAACUGUAUCCAGAUGCGUAACCUGAUCCUAUCGGCAUUCCCUCGUAACAUGAGACUACCUGACCCAUUCACACCUAACCUCAAGGUUGACAUGUUAGCAGACAUUGCUCAUCAUCCCCGCAUCCUGACCAACUAUGUUACUGUCAUCCAGCCUGCCUCAUUUAAGAAGGAUCUGGACUCCUACAUCAAGACCCGUAGCCCUGUCACCUUCCUCUCUGAGCUACGCAGUCAUAUCCAGGUCUCGCAGGAACCGGGUCAACGUUACAACGUAUCCCUGAUGAAUGCCUUGGUGCUGUACGUGGGCAUGCAAGCCAUCAACUACAUCCAGAGCAAGGGAAGCACGCCCUCUAUGAGUACCAUCACGCAUUCCUCCCAUAUGGACAUCUACCAGAACCUCGUCGUGGAUCUGGAUACAGAAGGUCGUUACUUGUUCUUGAAUGCCAUUGCCAAUCAGCUACGGUACCCUAACAGCCAUACUCACUACUUCAGCUGUACACUACUCUACCUAUUUGCUGAGGCUAACACUGAGGCUAUUCAGGAGCAGAUCACAAGAGUGCUACUGGAGCGUUUGAUCGUGAACAGGCCCCACCCAUGGGGACUUCUCAUCACAUUCAUUGAGCUUAUCCGUAACCAUCACUUCAAGUUCUGGAGCCAUGAGUUUGUCCAUUGUGCCCCCGAAAUCAAGAAGCUGUUUGAGUCUGUGGCUCGUAGCUGUAUGCAACAGAAGGGCUCUGCUCAACCAGGCAUAGCCAGAGAUAAUGCAGAAGUACAUGAAACGUAACCAAACCCUUCAAGGAAUACACUACAAGAUAUCCUGAAUUCUUGUCAUCAAAGAUUCCGCUCAAGCAGUCAUGGUUAGAUAUCAAAGCUCAUGAAAACCCUAUCAAACCCUUAUCAGGAAUACAUUGAAAGAUAUGUAGUCAUGUCAUUUAAUCCUCAACAUGGUUGUCUCCAUAAAACCUCAUUUGAUGUAUAUCAUAUAAACUUGGCAUACAUGUGUGACAAGGAGUGUAUGAAAAUUCUCCAUAUGAAAGGCUAUAUAAAAUAAAACAUUUGUAUCUUUUGUAUGUGUCUUUACAACAUAUUGAUGUAAACCUUUGUAUCAAUUUUUUUUUGACCUAUUUAUUCAGACAGGAAAAUCAGUAUUAAUUUUAUCUUACCCAAGUGUUCCUUAGUUUGAAACUACAAGAUUUAAUUUCUCCUCACUUUAACCAUGAAGCUGAUUUUUUUUUCAAGAACUCUUGAGAUGUAUAAAGAGUGAUUUUAAUGAGCACAUUUUUUUUAUUUCAUACAUGGAACUGCAAAGAUGAAUAAUGUUCAUUUGAUGUCAAUGCUGCACAAGUGCUGUACUUGUUUCUCUGUGAUUAAUCUUGUUUUAAGUCAAUCAUGGGAAUGUAAUAUUCAUAGUUUGUCUCAGUUUCUUUGACUUCAUUUCACUUCUGUUUAUUUCAGAAGAUCAAAUUUGACUGGAUAUGACCAAUUAAUAAGCAUUCCCUUGUCGUACUUUGACAAGAAGAAUAGAUCAUGAUGAUUACUACGAACAUACUUGAUUCUAUUUCAACAAUAGAUAAGUGAGGCACAUUCAUUAUUGAAUUGUUUAUUUUCUCCUGAGCCAGAUGUGUUAUGUUGUGCCUUAUUUAUUCACAUAUGUUUAUUAUAUCAAAUCAGUGAUACACACUAAAUAAGACAAGAAUAUUAUCUUGAUAUGCACUCCUUCACAGUAUUCCAUUUGCUACGUGCAUUCAGGAACAACAAAAUGUCUUCUAUGGUUUUCAUUAGAUUUGAAUAAUCAUUCAUGAUCAAUUUGAUGAUUUUUUAAGAAUUGCAACUUGUGGCACUGUAGAAAUCAUUUUUUAUUGUGUUCAAUUUCUUUGGGUCUCUUUUAAAACCAUAUUAGUUUUGUAACAGCUCCCAAUCAUUUCAAGGCAAUCAACUUAAGAGUAGUUAUGAAAUGCUUGAAAGAAUCGUGACAUUGAACAUUCACUUGUUGCUGCCACUUUUCUUGUGUCAACAAUGUUGUUGAUUCCAGCUGUGCUGGUCAGCAACCCAUGUUACUGGCAACAUCAGAUUCCUCACUGAAUUCAAAACACAAUUGAAAAAAAUAAAAAUGAUUACCAAAAUAAAAAAACAUGUUUAGGUAAUCCGUACACAUUUGAUUUCUCCGUAACCAUCCUCUCUCUAAUAGUUUGAAAAUUCUGACAGCAUCACAUAUGUUGUUUGAAAAUGCAUUGAUUUGUGUUUUUUCCUUAACCACUCCUGUGAAUUUACACUGUAUGUGUGUGAAUUACAAUUUAGAUAAGGCUAGAGCCUAUGACCUCCAAAUUGAGCAUUUCCAUUGCUGAAUAAUGAUACAAAAUACUGGGGACAUGCAUUUUCAAACAAUUGUUUAAUGGUCAGAAAAAAUGAUGUUAUGGCAAAGUUGUUUAUCUCUGUCUUUAUUUAAAUUUCAGAGAAAUAAGUUUAAACCGUAAGUAUUGAAAUGUAAUGUUAUUUUUCUUAGGGAAAUAAAUCAUUUCUGCAAUACUAACUAUAUUAAUCUAAAGUAUUUUACAUGCUUAAUCUGCACACUUGUACGCAUUAUGCCAAGAAAUAUGCCCCAAAAAUAGAGAAAAGGGAAUAGGAUGGGAGAUUCUGAGCUUUUCAUUCACACUUGUGCAUUAUGGAGAUUGUAUAUACUAAUAUGUAUGUAGCCAAUAUUCAGGACAGAAUAAAAAAAUCAGUGUUUCUAAAGCAUACAGCAACUCAUCCUGCCGACUUGGUCUCGGUUGCAGUAGUAGUUAUGUACAGUGAUAUACCUCUGUGGUGUAUAUAGUAUUUCUAGUAGUAUUUAGACUGUUAUUUGAAACCAAUUUGGCUGGAUGAGUAGCCAAGAUUUGAACUAUUUUAUGUAAUUAUUUGUAGUUAGGUAUAAUGGAUAUUGAGGCGAAGAAGCCGAGGAGUUGUUAUGAUGAAUGUAUUGUAAUUAAAAGUGCUUGUACUGAUGUCUUAUCUGUGUUUUCUGCAAAUAUUUGAAUAAAAAUGAAGGCAUGUAUAUGAAACAUGUAAGAGAAAA
Molecule: messenger RNA, 9677 nt
Organism: Lytechinus pictus (painted urchin)
Lineage: Eukaryota; Metazoa; Echinodermata; Echinoidea; Temnopleuroida; Toxopneustidae
Product: CCR4-NOT transcription complex subunit 1-like
Exons: 46
Coding region: 192-7406 (2404 amino acids)
Biological process (GO): negative regulation of translation; nuclear-transcribed mRNA catabolic process, deadenylation-dependent decay
Cellular component (GO): P-body; CCR4-NOT core complex
Molecular function (GO): molecular adaptor activity
Source: RefSeq, a predicted model, not a curated record